This is a messenger RNA of Kogia breviceps (pygmy sperm whale), 932 nucleotides long. RefSeq names its product TM2 domain containing 3 (gene TM2D3). The record is from RefSeq and is a predicted model, not a curated record. NCBI's taxonomy places the organism in Eukaryota, Metazoa, Chordata, Mammalia, Artiodactyla, Physeteridae.
UGCUCCCGCCGGCAAAAUGGCGGCUGUAGGGGUCUUGUUGCGGGCCUUUCGCCGGCACUGUCGCGUGCUGCUGUUCCUCUCGCAGUUCUACAUCCUCUCGGGCGGCGGGUCCUUCAGUGUAGAGCCUUCGCAGCCGCUGGCUCAUUCCGACAAGGAUCCGGGCCCCACACGUACGUUCACAGUAGUGCCCAGGGCAGCAGAAAGCACCGAUAUCCCACCUUAUAUGAUGAAGUGUCCGAGCAAUGGUUUGUGUAGCAGACUUCCCGCAGACUGUAUAGAGUGCAAGACCAAUUUCUCCUGUGUCUAUGGGAAGCCUGUCACUUUUGACUGCACAGUGAAACCUUCUGUUACCUGUGUUGAUCAAGACUUCAAAUCCCGAAAGAGCUUUGUCCUCAACAUGACUUGCAGGUUCUGCUGGCAGCUUCCAGAAACCGACUACGAGUGCUCCAGCUCCACCAGUUGCAUGGCGGUGUCCUGCCCGCGGCAGCGCUACACGGCCAACUGCACUGUGCGGGACCACAUCCACUGCCUGGGUAACCGUACUUUUCCGAAAAUGCUGUACUGCAACUGGACUGGUGGUUAUAAGUGGUCUACUGCUCUGGCUCUGAGCAUCACCCUUGGUGGGUUUGGAGCGGACCGCUUCUACCUGGGCCAGUGGCGAGAAGGCCUCGGCAAGCUCUUCAGCUUCGGGGGCCUGGGAAUAUGGACGCUGCUCGAUGUCCUGCUCAUUGGAGUUGGCUACGUGGGACCAGCGGAUGGCUCUUUGUACAUUUAGCUGCAGUUGCGCACUUCAGAGAGGAGCAGUGCUUAGAAAACCGCUUCUUCCCUGUAGGAGUCCAUGUGCUGUGAUUGGUGUAUGUGUAUGUUUUUAAUGUACAGCAUCUGUACUUUGCCUGCCUUGAUGAAGGUAAAAUAAAAAACACUGAACUAUG